Gasterosteus aculeatus aculeatus (three-spined stickleback) is the source of this 6466-nucleotide messenger RNA. The record is from RefSeq and is a predicted model, not a curated record. Lineage: Eukaryota; Metazoa; Chordata; Actinopteri; Perciformes; Gasterosteidae.
UGCCUUCCAUUGGGGACACAGAGCGUGGGAACGUGCGGGCGCUCAUCCGCCACCGGAGGGCUCACGGACAGCUGCCAGCCGCCAGCCGCAACCGAGAGCGACGGACACGUCGCGCCCGCUUUUUCUAACGCAUCGUUUAUUUUUUCCCCCGUAUUUUCCACCAGUACCUCCGUUAGAGAAGCGACUGAGAGUCAACGGACGUCGUCACCCGGCGGGGAGGGGAAGUGCCACGGGCUCCAUCUGGGUGACGCUUUACUCUGGGUUUUUACAGAGACAGGUUCUUCAAAUUAAGGCUGUCCAAAGGAGUAACUCAAUAUAUUUGACCAAUGAAAUAAUCCAAGAACGACAGAAGAGUCCUAAGAGAGUUGCAGUGUGUUAAACAAGAAGGUCCUAAACCAAAGGACUACCAGCAACCAACAUCUGUGUGAAGACAAUCAAAAGACCAGCUGAUACUUUCCUUAAUUUUUGUCACAAAGCUCGAUGGUUUGACUGAACCUGUGUCAUGAAGAAAGGUCAACACAUAAGUGAAGAUGAACCCUUAUGUCACUUCGCACUUCAGGAGGGAUCUCUUUCCCCAUUUCCAUUUGUUGUAGAUGUUUCUUGCCCUGCUGUUACUAUCUGAAUGAAAUGGGUUCUUCUAUAUUUGUACAGUUAGAGCCGUAGCUCGUCAGUUUCUUCAGUUCCCUUUGUACUCCCCGCGGUUCAGCGGUUGAGGGUUUCUUUCUGUCUUCUCUUCCAAAGAGGAUGCUUUGUAUACUUGACAGAACAGUUAAGGUCUCUGGAAAUGGUUUGGAAAGGUAAAUACUAGCUCUAAGGGCAUACAUUAUUAUUCACGGCUAUAUUUGCACAUAUCUCAGAUAGUAUUUAUGGUGCACAUUAAAGUUCUUCUCAGUUGUUAUUGAAAUUGCUUCUGCAUAGGAUAAUCUUCUUUAUUCAUUUGUGUUUGUGUAAACUCCCUGAUGAUCAGGUAGCCUUUUGGGAUCAGAUUCACCCAGAGAUGAUGAGUAAGAAACUAAAACCCACAAACUGAGUUACACUCUCAGCCACUUUAGCUCUGAGACCUUCUCAGCUCUUCUCCUUCUGUGGCAUAAACCUGAUGUAUCUGCAUUGGAGACGGACCUCCAGAAAAAUAUAGAAAACGUUCUCAGGUGACCUGUGCAUUUUUGUUUUUUCAUAUAUACAUAUACAUCUUCCACCUAAAGCUAAAAGCUUCAAGUAUUGUUGGAGAUCAAAUAAACUCUUGUCUUUUCUUUUCCUCCCUGCUUACUUUUGUCAGGCAGGUGAUUUGUCAGCCGUAAUGCUGAACUGUAACAAGGUAUGUCUGGUCUGAGGAACUGUUGCGGGCUACUGCUAACAGCCAUGUAGUUCAGGUCAAUAUUGGUCACUUACUAAAACAAGCCUACAAUAAAUUUGACGAUGGUCAUCAAACAGAUAUGCAGACCCUUAAAAAAGAAAUGGCAAAUUGUUGAGGCAUUGGCAUGAUGCAACAGGAAAUGGCAAACAAAACAUUCUUUCAGUUGGGACCCUCUUUUGGGGCAAAGGUGACCACUGCAACUCAACCAAUAUUGGCAGUGAAUUUUUCAUGAGCAAUGACGACGGCAGGCGUGAUGUUCUGAAAGAACUGUUUUCUGUGUUUCUUCAUGUCCGUACCAAGGGGUUGUGAAACUGGAAAGAACUUUGAGCGUAAGAAUUUGCAUGUUUUUUGUUUUUUUUUAGUGCAUGUUGGAAAUGAUUUAUCAUAUCGUCCUCAAGUUAAUUUUGAGCAUUUGUCUGUCUUGGAUGCAUCUUGUCGUUAUAUUAUAGUAGAUAUCCGUUAACAAGCUGUAUAUCCUUUACAUGUGUCCUUCUUCUCCAUUGCAUUAUCAGUUUAUAGUUUGUAUCUAUAGAUCCAUGCUCAAGUCUUCCCUUUGAUAGUUUUGAACUAAACACAACCAACAUUGCAUGCUUCCAUGUCGUCUGUUGUCAGACUACUCCUUGUCGAAAUCAUUUUUCCAAACUUGGAGUCACAGAAAUGGACUCCUGCUGCUGACAUCAUUCUUUUCAGCUCAACUUCCUCAGUGAGAAUAACUUAAGGACAUUGUUUAAUGUAUGCACCCAGUGGAGCUACUUGAAGAAAGCCCACUUUAUUGGCUGAGCGAACUAUCACUGAAAAGAUAAUCUACUGGGAACUAUUGUUGAAAGUGUGGAAAAUAAGUGACUGAUCAGCGGCCUGUGAGGAAAUUAUCCUCUGGUUACCCUUGGCCAUGGUGAUGGACUUACAGUUAUCUCUUUGUUAACAAGGACUGAAAGACUUCCUGUGUUGUUGGCAUCACAAACUGAGUUAACUAACUAAGCUGCUUGGUUUCCACACCAAUCAACUCAAGGCGCACUGAGGAAUACAGUGUACCGUAAGCAAAAGCAGACAUUGUAUUUUAUGAUGGGAGCGGCACGUGUGAAACGCCGCUUCAGUGCUGUGGUCGAUGGGCCAGUGGAGGAAGAGGAGAUCAUGAGGCUGGCACAGAGUGCUGCAGACACGGCCCGGGCAGGGGGGAGUCCAACGGGUACAGAGACCCCAACCAGUCCCUCGCCUACUCAUGCCCCGAACGGAAAAACUCUACCUCUUCAGACCAACAAUGCACGGAGGCAGAGUACCAUUGGAGUUGGGGGAGAAGCAGGAGAAGGCGGGGUGAGAGCUGGAGGAAUGUGCUCCGGGCUAAGGAGUGUAAGAGGGAGUAGUGUAGGAGGAAGAGGGAAAGGCCGAUCAUCCCCAGACCAGGAUUCGCUCUCUUCCCCUUCCACUAUCAAACGCCGGCGACCCAGGCGCUCAAGCCGCCGGCCCCGACAACGCUUUGUUGGCAAGGACGGACGCUGCAACGUCACCUUCGUCAACAUGAGCGAGAGGGGCCAACGCUACCUUAGCGAUCUCUUCACCACCUGUGUGGACAUCCGCUGGCGCUGGAUGCUGAUCAUCUUCACCCUCUCCUUCCUUCUCUCCUGGCUGCUCUUUGGAUUUGCCUUCUGGCUGAUUGCCAUUGUGCAUGGGGACCUCUCCAUUCGGCUUAGCCCCAGCUCUGGUUCUUCUCCGGGAUCAGGAGAGGCCGGGCCUGGAGGAGAGGCCGGUGGAGAGGAAGUGGUUGAGGAGCCGUGCUUCCUGCAGGUGAACAGCUUCAUGGCGGCCUUUCUAUUCUCCUUGGAGACGCAGACAUCCAUCGGCUAUGGAUUUAGGAGCGUGACCGAAGAAUGUCCCCUGGCGGUGAUGGCGGUCGUUUUGCAGUGCAUUGUGGGCUGCAUUAUUGACGCCUUCAUCAUCGGGGCGGUCAUGGCAAAGAUUGCUAAGCCCAAGAAGCGCAACGAGACCCUGAUCUUCUCUGACACGGCUGUGGUGGCGCUGAGGGACGGGAAACUGUGCAUGAUGUGGAGGGUCGGAAACCUACGCAAGAGCCACCUGGUAGAGGCACAUGUUCGAGCACAACUACUGAAGCCAAGGGUGACAGAAGAGGGAGAGUUCCUCCCAUUGGAUAAUAUGGACAUCAACGUGGGUUUUGACACUGGCACCGACCGCAUCUUCUUGGUCUCGCCAGUGACGAUUGUCCAUGAGAUCAACGACGAGUCCCCCUUCUUUGAGAUUGACCGAAAAACCCUGGAGAUCGACUCUGAAUUGGAGGUGGUGGUUAUACUCGAGGGUAUGGUGGAGGCCACCGCCAUGACCACGCAGUGCCGAAGCUCCUAUCUGGCUUCUGAAAUACUCUGGGGACACAGAUUCGAACCAGUGCUCUUUGAGAAGAAAGACUGCUACCAGGUGGACUACUCGUUCUUCCAUCGGACAUAUGAAAUCCCAAACACACCCUCGUGCAGUGCUAAAGAGCUCGCCGAGCAGAAGUACAUUCAAAGCUCACGCUCGUCAUUCUGCUAUGAGAACGAGGUCGCUCUGCAGCUCGUCUCCCCCGAUGAUGAGCCUGGCAAAGAUCCCGAGCGUCCCACCACAACGACCCGAAGGCAAUCCCUGGCAGAGCAACUCCACUACAACUGAACCUGUGGAAUGGGAGCCUCAAGGUUAAAAGAGAGGAGUUCUAGAGGAAGAACAGGCAAAGGAGAAAGGGAUAUGAAUGGGCAGACCAAGUGACACCUGAUUUAAGUAGAUACGGCCAGUGUCGAGAUAAAAGAUAGGACGCAGUAUUGUUAAUAGCAAUAAGACAGGAAAGAAAGUCCAGAAUCAGAGCCAGUCAUGAGGAAAGAUUUAGAUGAGCAUCUCUAUGCAGAUUGCACCAAUAGAUGUAUGGAAAGUGACUUAUUUUGGGUCAGUCUUUCUUUCUGGUGAAGGGUUACUCCACUGUCUAGUGUUGUCUGAUUGGUCCUGGCAAUCUUUCAAGAUCAUUGAAAACUCUCUGCUGACGUCUCACUUCUGGCCCAUCGCUACCACAACACACUCAUCCGGCUCUAAGUCCUGACUGGCAGAAUAAACAACAGCCCCCCACGGUGGCUCGAACACGCAACUGCCUGAGCAGGCACUUUUUUACCUCUAUAUGAGGUGGCUUCUGGAUGAAGCCAGGGUAAUGCACUUUGUGAGGUACAAUUCAGGGAUGUAUUCCUCUAUGAUGCCGACUUAAAAUUGGAAUGUUUUUAUUUUUCCGCAUGGUAAGUAUGGAUAGGGAACAUUUGGGGAACGUUUGAGCUUGGUGGAGGCUGUUGGUAAUGAAGUUGAAUCUUCUUGAAGAGCCAAAGCAGAGCAGUAACGUGGAGAAACUGCUAAAAACCAGCAGCAAUUUUGAGCAGUUUCUUUUCCAUGUUGUUCAUUGAAUGUUGUUUUUGGGGGCUUUUUUUAAUUCAUUUAUUUUCUGUGUGAUUCAAAAAAUGUUCACUGAUCGUAACAUUUGCUUAGUUUAAUCCAACCUGUCGAGUUAAAUUGCAGCAAACUACUGCAGUGAUACACAAUGACAGAUAAUGAUAGCUGUGUCCAGAUACGCUAAUUCCUUUACAUUCUUUCUUGCACUGUGAUCUACAGUGUCUUAUAAUGUCCGGUGUUUUUAAAUCUAUCACAUAGUAUUGUGCUGCUCGUUUGCUGUUGGAUUGUAGUACUUUGCGAGUGACCUUGUCAUCGACUCGGACUGAAUGAGGGUCCGCUCUCGGGGACUCACUGUUAAUGCACUGGAGGCCCAAACUCACCUGAACAUAACUGGAGUGGGAGAGAUGUUGUGAUGAUGGCUUGCCGUGUCACCAUUUCUGACAAAUUAAACGUUUGUCGAACAUCCGUGCAGACGGACGAGGAUUGAACUGGCAACCACACCCAGUUCAUAUAAAUGAUUCUGUAUUUUUGUGCCCAUAAAGCCUAAUCUAAUUCUAAUGUGUAACGGUUUGUUUCUCUCACAAAUUGUGAGAACGGUGUAACGAGUGGUGCCUUCAUAACAACCCAGAUGGUCUGCUGCUGGCCCUUCAUCUGCAGCAGUUACUUUCACAUUUGAAAUGUGCUUAAAGCUUAUUUUUAUUGUGAAUUUGUAUAAUGCUACUUAUGCAAGGGAGUUUGUUUUCAAAUGCUUUAACAUUUGCAGGAUGUUGUUCUAUGGAGAAAAAUAUUGAUGCUGUGAAUCUGCUCAGUAGCUGAAUAGUCUCAAUAUGAACAUGGAUUGUAUUAUAUUGUAGACUGUAUUAGUGGCACUUUGUAGUUUUAUUACAAAGUACUUGGAAUGUUUGUUUGGAUCCUGUAUUUAUUUGCAGUCAAUUAUGCCAUUUGAGUAUUUAAGUGUUCAAUUAUAGAAAGUAUUGGUAAAUACAAGUGAGUUUCAGGGGUGCAGCAUGACAUUGUGAAGUAUUGACCAAUAAUCAGCCUAUCCAACGCACAUCUUGCGAACCAAUUGUUUGUACUUUGCACUUAAAAAUGGAGACUAAUAUCACAAAGGAAGCUCUAGAACAGCACAGUGGUGUUGCUGGAUCAGCACACGCUAACUUUAAAGCAUCAGUUGCAGUGUUUCACUUCAGUUAUUGAGAGUUUUUUGUGAUAAGCUUGAGGCGUGAGGUAUUAACAUAUUAUCUUUUACAAUUAGUGUUAAUACUGUUCUAUGUUUGCAUUCUCCCGUACCCUUCUCCUCUCUGGCUUCCAUGUUCUAUUCAUAGGCUGCAUGGUGGAUCAUGUCAUUCACCCUCCCUCCAUUUGUAACUUGAACGUUCUGGACUAUCACUUUAACUAUCGGCUUUUUAAACUCCCCAGAAACAAAUAGACAGAUGGACUAUUUGGUCAUUUCAGUGGUUAUCUAGGACUCUCUACUUGCAGUGGACACUUUUUUUAAAUCAUAUGUAUUUGUAAUUAACAUUGUGUAAAAUACAUUGUAACCCUACACAUAAGCUGUUACUACCUUUCUAUUUUAUGUUAAACUUCUAAGGAGAAAGAUGAACCCUCUUACUCUGAAAUGUAAUUUCAGAACUGCCUCAAACACGGAGAUCUUUUAAAAGAAACUGAACUGUGUUGUAGAGCAAAUAAAACACAGUAAUUAUA